AUGGUUGCUGAUGCAUUGCGGCUGAACCACGCCGUAUUUGGUGUCUUGUGCCUUUGGAGUCGAACAGCCACCAAAUCCCUCCAAAAACACCCGUCACAAAUGAUCCUGACCUCUGCCACACAGAAAUUGCCCGAGCAGGCUUCAAACGUUAUGUUGAGGCCAGAAUGUCAAUGGACGACUCCAGUUUCUUCGAAUGCAUAA
Pochonia chlamydosporia 170 is the source of this 201-nucleotide messenger RNA. RefSeq lists its product as hypothetical. The record is from RefSeq and is a predicted model, not a curated record. NCBI's taxonomy places the organism in Eukaryota, Fungi, Ascomycota, Sordariomycetes, Hypocreales, Clavicipitaceae. Bases 1 to 201 code for a protein of 66 amino acids. The transcript has a single exon.